UAUCAGGAAGUGAAGCGUUUGAUCUGAGGCUAAUGGUCUCCGAUCAAAAGAGGAAACAUCCCGGACUUUAUUUGGAAUUAGGGAGAGGAGCCUGAGCGAGGACUAAAGGUGCCCUCAUUGUCUGUCUUCCUGCCCACACUCCUGCCUGCUGUCCCUGAUCUGUGUCAUCAUGCCUCGGGGGCAAAAGAGUAAGCUCCGCACCCGUGAGAAACGCCAGCAGGCCCGGAAUGAGGCUCAGCAUCUCCAAGAUGCUCAGACCUCUGCAGCAGAGGAAGAAGAGUUCCCCUCUUCCCCUACUUCUCCUCUUGGUGGUAAUGUCCAGAGCUCUCUUGCUUCUGGGUCAGACAAAAAAUCCGAGGGGUCUGGGAGAGCCCCUUCCACUACCACUACUUCUGCAGGUGCUUCAUGCACCAGAUCUGAUGAUGGUGCUAAGAGCCAAAAUGAAAAACCAAGCACCUCCCAGGCAUUACCUAGCACUGAGUUUUCCUGUGAAACACCUCUAGACCAGAAGGUAACUCUGUUGGUGCAAUUCCUGCUGUGCAAGCAUAAUCUGAGAGAGCCCAUUACCAAACAAGAUAUGAUUAAGCAUGUCAUCAAAAAGUACAAGAAGCACUUCAAUGAGAUCCUCAGGAAAGCUUCUAACCUGAUGGUGCUGGCCUUUGGCAUUGAGGUGAAGGAAGUCAACCCCGCCACUCAUUGCUAUGCCCUUGUCAGCAAAUUUCAGUGCACUAGUGAUGACAGGCUGAGGGGUGAGGAGAUCAUGCCCAAGACCGGCCUCCUUAUGACCAUCCUCUGUGUGAUCUUCAUGAAGGGCAAUUGCGCCACUGAGGAGGAUGUCUGGGAGGUGCUCAAUGUGAUGGGGAUAUAUGCUGGAAGGAGGCACUUCAUCCAUGGGGAUCCCAAGAAGCUCAUUACCAAAGAUCUGGUGCAGGAAAGGUACCUGGAAUACCGCCAGGUGCCCAACAGUGAUCCUCCACGCUAUGAGAUCCUGUGGGGCCCGAGAGCCCAUGCUGAAAUCAGCAAAAUGAAAGUUCUUGAAUUCUUGGCCAACAUGCAUGAUACGGUCCCCAGUGCCUUCCCAUCCUGGUAUGAAGAAGCUUUAAGAGAUGAAGAAGAGAGAGCCCGAGCCAGAUUUGCAGCUAUGUUUCGCACCAGUACCCUGGCCAGUGUGCAUUCUGGGGCCAAUGGCCGAGGCAGCUUCUCUCACCUGUAGUGAAAUCUGAAGCAUUGUCCUGAAGUAGUGUGGGUGCUUGGAGGGAUCACAUUGCAUUGCAUAUUUGAAUAACUUACAGGUUUAUGUUUUGUUGUUGAAAGUUUUCAAAUGUUGCUUAAAAAAAUAUUUCAAAUGUUAAAAAAAAAAACUUUAGUUCAGAAUCUAAAUGUAUGAAUGAUAUUGGUUUACAUACUUAAUGCUGUUUAUGAAGUUUAAGAGUAACAGUUUUGCUAUUUUGUUAAAUUAAACAAAUAACCUUCCAUCUCUUUUAGUGAUCUGGAAUAGAUAAGAUAGAUAGAUAAGAAAAGAUAGCAUUGGAAUAGGCAUUUCCUUAGAAAUGCAAAAGAAAUUAGAGGUAAAAUAGUUGGGAUAAAAAAAAAAAGAG
This is a messenger RNA of Odocoileus virginianus texanus, 1598 nucleotides long. RefSeq names its product melanoma-associated antigen B18-like. NCBI's taxonomy places the organism in Eukaryota, Metazoa, Chordata, Mammalia, Artiodactyla, Cervidae. The record is from RefSeq and is a predicted model, not a curated record. Gene Ontology annotation, cellular component: nucleus. Gene Ontology annotation, biological process: negative regulation of transcription by RNA polymerase II.